Molecule: messenger RNA, 853 nt
Organism: Pistacia vera
Lineage: Eukaryota; Viridiplantae; Streptophyta; Magnoliopsida; Sapindales; Anacardiaceae
Product: 40S ribosomal protein S14-3
Exons: 6
Coding region: 105-557 (150 amino acids)
Biological process (GO): translation; maturation of SSU-rRNA from tricistronic rRNA transcript (SSU-rRNA, 5.8S rRNA, LSU-rRNA); ribosomal small subunit assembly
Cellular component (GO): cytosolic small ribosomal subunit; ribosome
Molecular function (GO): small ribosomal subunit rRNA binding; structural constituent of ribosome; mRNA 5'-UTR binding
Source: RefSeq, a predicted model, not a curated record
UCGCUAAACCUCUAAGCCCUUCGAGCAGCUGCUUCAAGAUCAAUCAAACAAACCUCUCAGAAGCUCUAACUUGAAUCCUCUCACUCUCUGUUUCACUCGCAGCCAUGUCAAAGAAGAAAGUCAGAGAGCCGAAGGAGGAAAACAUUACACUUGGACCAGCUGUACGAGAUGGGGAGCAUGUAUUUGGUGUCGCCCAUAUUUUUGCCUCGUUUAAUGACACAUUCAUUCAUGUUACUGACUUGUCUGGAAGAGAAACACUUGUUCGCAUCACUGGUGGUAUGAAGGUGAAAGCUGACAGGGAUGAAUCCUCUCCAUAUGCAGCCAUGCUUGCAGCGCAAGAUGUUUCUCAACGAUGCAAGGAGCUUGGCAUAACUGCUCUUCAUAUCAAGCUCCGGGCUACUGGAGGGAACAAGACCAAAACACCUGGUCCAGGUGCUCAGUCAGCACUUAGAGCCCUUGCCCGUUCAGGCAUGAAAAUUGGUCGCAUAGAGGAUGUGACACCAAUUCCCACCGACAGUACUCGCCGAAAGGGUGGCAGAAGGGGAAGAAGGUUGUGAUUCUUUGCGCUAUUGUUUAAGCUGCUGCUGUUGUUACAGGGAUUUUUCCUUCCCAUUGAUUAGAUGCAAGAAUGCUUUUGAUUUUUCUCCUUUGUUUGGGACAUCUGUAGUUUUGGAUUUGGUUAUGUUCACAAUUUUGAUCAGUUGGAUCUAUACAAUGGUAAAGACUAGUUACUUCUUUGGUAGGUUCUGGAUGUAUUGGUUAAGCCAGUACCUGUUCGGCAGCAAAUUAUGACUGUAACGGUUAUAUUCACAUUUAAUAUCAUUUUCUAGAUGCUGAUCAUACAGUUUGAUCA